AGUAACCACAAACAACAGUUCCUUAGCAACAAAGAGAUACUUUGGCAAACGCCCAUUUUGAAAGUCGUGCGUACUGAACUGCUGUUGUUAAUUCAGAUUUGAAAAUGCCCACAGUCUCGGUGUCAUCUGCAGUAAGAAAGAAAAAAUGUUUUGCCACUAUCCAUGAAGCUGUGAAAUCAGGAGAUGUGGAAGAGCUGGCACAUAUGGUGAAAAAUGGAGCCAGUAUCAACGAAGUGGACCGAGAGCACAAAUUCACCCCUUUACAAUGGGCAGCACACACAGGGAGCCUGGAGUGUCUGCACUGGCUGCUAUGGCAUGGCGCUGAUAUGAGUGGUGCGACUCCCAGAGGAUGGACAGCAGCUCAUUUAGCUGCAAUCAGAGGGCAGGAUGCUUGUAUGCAGGCUUUGGUUGUAAAUGGUGCCAACCUAACUGCUAAAGAUGACCGAGGCUGCACCCCUGCACACCUUGCUUCAGCCCACGGCCACUCUUAUACACUACAGACAGUCCUGCGCAGUGGAGUGGAUUCCAAUGCUCCUGAUAAGAAUAAUUGGAGACCAGUGCACUAUGCAUCUUUCCAUGGCAGAUUGGGCUGUUUACAGUUUCUUCUGAAGUGGGGAGCCAGUGUGGAUGAUGUUGAUAACAAUGGCAACACACCAGCUCACUUAGCAGCAAAUGAAGGACACCUGCACUGUUUUAAAUUCCUGGUGUCUCAAGGGUUAAGUGUAACCCAUAUGCUGGGAGCCAGGAACGAUCAAGGAGAAACGCCCAAAGACCUGGCACAGAGAUUCUACAAGGAGUCAGUUGUCCAGUACAUAGAAGCUGUGGAAUAUGAGAGGGACCACCCCCAGGAACAAGAAAAUUUGGCAUUCCCAGCCCAUGUAGCUGCUUUCAGAGGGGAUCUGGAUACCCUGAGGAAGCUGGUGGAGUGUGGAGUAAUCAACAUGAAUGAGCGGGACGACAAGGGCUCUACUCCGAUGCAUAAAGCUGCUGGACAGGGUCAUCUAAACUGCUUGCAGUGGCUUAUUGAGAUGGGUGCUGAUUAUAAUAUCACAAAUGAUGCUGGAGAGACUCCAAAGGAUAUUGCAAAGAGGUUUGCUCAGCUGGCAGCGGUGAAGCUGCUGGGUGGAGGGGGUCAGGAUGAAGACUCCGAUGAGGAACUUGACAAGGAUGAUCCAGCCUAUUUCUACAGGCAUGGUGUGGAAGGAAGCACAGACAGCCAGGACAGCUUGAACCUGAGCGCAGCUCACAGAAAGGAAGGAAGAAUGAGGGCGUACAAAAAAAUUGAAGAACUUGAACAGAUGGUAGAGAUAGCAAAAAGUAACUACAGGCAACUGGGAGGAAUACUUGAAGAAGACAGAAGGAAGCUAAAAGAAGUCAAAGAAGCAGAGAGAAAAGUUCAGGAAAUGCAGGCUCAGCUGGAAUACGAGAGAUUACGCAGAGAGAAGCUGGAAUGUCAGCUGGAUGACUACCGAGCAGAGAUCGGGCAUCUCAACAGGUGUCUGCAAAAACUGCAGGUGGCAGAGGAAGAAAACAAGCAGGAAUCAACCUCACCUAAAAAAACAGUUAAACACAAGAAGCCCAGGCCUGCAGGAGGAGUGUUUGUGCGAAGAAUUCCAGAAAAGUAGAAGACAGUACGGUGGCUCAUUGAGGACAUCACAAUGUGUUAUGUCUAGAUCUUAAAAUUUAUUUUGUAACACAUUUACAUUUUUUCCCCACUGUCAAUAAUGAGGCACCUUAUUACAGAGACAUAUUAAAUAUGGAUUUUUAAAAGGUAUAUUUUGUAAUAAAAAGAAUAAGGCCAUUAAAUCUAGAUAUAGUUCAAAGAUCAAUGGCUAACUAAGAAAAAAAAAAGCUUUUUUUAUAUAUAUUUGAACAACACUGAUAAGGGUGAGGUUUACAGAUGUAUUGCGGUUUAAUUUGUGUUGUGUAGGAUUGUGUCGAUCACAGAAGCUGCACUGGAAGUAGCUGUAGUGUGACUUCAUAAAAAUGAAUGAAGAUAUUUUCACAUUACUUAAUACUGUACACAUUUCUAAUGUUUCAGUGUAACAUCUUCUGAAAGCGUCAUAAUGGAUUAAACUUCUGAAUCUGCUAAAUAAACAAAUAAUGUUAUCUGGUA
Molecule: messenger RNA, 2116 nt
Organism: Polyodon spathula (Mississippi paddlefish)
Lineage: Eukaryota; Metazoa; Chordata; Actinopteri; Acipenseriformes; Polyodontidae
Product: ankyrin repeat domain-containing protein 42-like
Exons: 12
Coding region: 105-1625 (506 amino acids)
Molecular function (GO): protein binding
Source: RefSeq, a predicted model, not a curated record